AUGUUCAUUCUGGCUCCGUCCGUCCAUUCCCGAUCGUCCACUCCCUCCACUCUGUACCUCAAGAUGUACGUCUCCUCCGCUGUCCGCGCCCGACUGGCCACCGUCGCUGCCCGUCGUGGCUUCUCCACCACUCGCGCCCAGCUCGGCAGCCCCUACCACUACGCUGAGGGCCCUCGCUCCAACAUCCCCUUCAACCCCCUGACCAAGCACUUCUUCUGGCGCUACUGGGCUUUCAUGGUUACCGGAUUCGGUGCCCCCUUCGCCAUUGCCGUCUGGCAAACCUACAAGACCAAAUAA
Molecule: messenger RNA, 297 nt
Organism: Penicillium cataractarum
Lineage: Eukaryota; Fungi; Ascomycota; Eurotiomycetes; Eurotiales; Aspergillaceae
Product: cytochrome c oxidase VIIc family protein
Exons: 4
Coding region: 1-297 (98 amino acids)
Biological process (GO): mitochondrial electron transport, cytochrome c to oxygen
Source: RefSeq, a predicted model, not a curated record